Alternaria ethzedia is the source of this 762-nucleotide messenger RNA. RefSeq lists its product as uncharacterized. The coding region runs from base 1 to 762 and encodes 253 amino acids. The record is from RefSeq and is a predicted model, not a curated record. The transcript is spliced from 3 exons. Lineage: Eukaryota; Fungi; Ascomycota; Dothideomycetes; Pleosporales; Pleosporaceae.
AUGCCGCCAUCAGGUCUCGCAAUUCUCAUCGGAGCCGGACCCGCUACUGGAACAGGAAUAGCACGCAUCCUCUCAUCACCCGCCCAUGGCAACCUCGCCGUCGCACUCUUAGCCCGACGCCCCGAAAAUCUCCAAAGCGUCAUCUCUACAGUCCGCUCCGCCAACGAAAAUGCGGUUCUCGAGGCCUUCCCAAGCGACACUUCGAAAGCAUCUCUAGAGAAGGCAUUUGCAGACAUCAAAGCACACGAGAGCUUCAGGGGGCUGAACCUGAAGCUGGCGAUAUACAGUAUCAAGCAUUCAAGCAAGAAACCGUUCUUGGAAGAGACGAGGGAAGACUUUGAGGAUAGCCUGGAGACCUAUGUCGGAGGGGCGUUCACAUUUGCGCAGGAGAGUUUGAAGAGAUUCUUUGCGGAUCAUGGUGAGACGGGCUUGAUGGAUGGAGGGGAGAAGAAGGGCACGCUUAUCUUCACUGGCACGCUCGGCGCGCUUCGAUGCAGUGCCCAGUUCGCUGCAUAUGGUGCUGGACGUGCCUCUGUCCGUCAAUUAGCGCAGACACUGGCCCGUGAGAUGAGCGAGAAGGGCGUGCACGUCGUACAUACGAUCGGUAAUGGUGCGAUUGCAGAUGAAGACGGAGAAGAUCAAAAGGUGGGCAAGAAGAUGAGCGCCGAUGCUGUUGGUGAGACGUAUCUUUGGCUGCAUCAACAGAAGCCUUGUUUGUGGACACAUGAGCUGGACAUGAGGCCCGCUUGUGAGAAGUUUUAG